AUGACCGUCACACUGAAUGAAAUACUAAAGCGCUUGGCAAACGCGACGCAGAAAAUCGAGAACGGAGAUGUGAAAGGGGAACCGCUCGAUGAUGAGGAAAUGGAGGAGAAUGGAUCGGACACUUCAUCACAUAUCGCUGACACGAAUGGAAAUGGAAAUGCUGGCAGUGACGGUGAGAAAGCGAACGGUUUGGCUAAGGCAAAGUCCCGAAGGAGAUACAAGGGGAAAAAGAAAACAGUGAUCGCUGGGCGGACUUGGGUGAAGCUCGAGGAUCCGCACGCGCCGAGACGACCCCGAUCCGCUUAUGUUCUGUUUUUGAGCACAAAUCGCAGCAAGUACGGAUCGGCGAAAGAGGGAGUCCACAAUCAGUCGGGGAUCAAUGUGGCGCUGGCGAGUGAAUGGCAAAAGUUGAAUGAGAAUGAGAGACAAGUUUAUAUCGAUCGCGCUAACGAGGAACGGGCACAGUACGAGCGAGAGAUGUCCACGUAUAAAGAUACCCCGGAAUACUACGAAUUUGCGUUGAAAAAGUCGGUGAUUAUGAAACAGCGCAAGAUGUACCGACAAGCCGGCAUUCCGACUGAACAGCUUCAAACAAGCGAGGAAGCGAUUCUGAAAAUGGACAAAGUUGAGUUGGAACGAUUGCAAUCGGCGCUGAAAGGCGGUUCAGUUAGCAAGAAUGCGAAAAAUCAACAAACGCCGGUCUUCGAUCUUUCAUCAAUGGUGCCAAAAGUGGGCGAUGUGGCCAUUUUCUCGGAUGCUUUUCUCAACUAUAACAAAAGUCGUGAAGCGGAUCUCCGAGCUGUCCGUCGUGCAAUUGGGAUCGCUGAAGAUGAAAGGCAGGGAUUGAUGGGAGCAAUCACGAGACUGACUUCAAAUCAUUCCGAAGUUGCCGAGCAAAACACAAUCGUCGAGAAUCAGCUACAAGCGUGGCUGAGUGUUGCGGCAACGGCUCUCUCACUGGCUGCACUUCCACAAGCGACCGAUCUCCCGCGAAAUUCCACUCAGCAAAAUGUCUUCGAAACGAUCACACAGGCAGCUGCAAGCCCGGCUUCAGACGCGUUGGCGAUGGCUCUGCGAGAGGCGUUGAAGGGCGCGCAAUUCUCCACAGCCACU
Mesorhabditis belari is the source of this 1113-nucleotide messenger RNA. The record is from the annotation of a GenBank genome assembly. NCBI's taxonomy places the organism in Eukaryota, Metazoa, Nematoda, Chromadorea, Rhabditida, Rhabditidae.